AUGGUGUCUGUAGUCGAGAAUAACAUCAGUCCAGAUUCUGCAUUUACAGUUGUGCGGAUGGAACCAUCAGACAUAUUAAGUCUCGCAGGACAGUUUGUUGUGCAAUAUUAUACUGUGAUGAAGAAGUGUCCUUCUGGAAUUCAUCGAUUUUAUAAAGACGAUUCGUCUAUGAUUCGAGAAGACAACCCGGUUUGUGGUCAGCGAAUGAUUCACGAAAAAAUUAUGAGCCUGAAUCUACAGGACUGUCAGAUUGCUAUUCUUAAACUAGACGCCUUACGAGCUAACGGCAACAGUGUGUUGAUUCACGUUGCUGGAGAGAUAAGCAUUGCUAACGGGGAAUUUAGAAGAUUUACCCAGUGCUUCAUUUUGAGGGAACAGUCUCCGUGUGAUUUUUACGUCUUGAAUGACAUAUUCCGGUACCAAGAUUUUGUGUACGGUGACCUCAGGAAUAGUGCAGAGACAAACAAUGAUCAUGUGACAAAUAUGAAUGAAUUCAGUCUGUCAGAGAGCGUCCAACACUGUCCUAUGCCUCAUUCGGCCAGAGAAGAUCACACUCACGGCUGGGAAAGUGCACCCGAACAGGGUUACAAACAAGCUGUCGAAGAAGACCAGGCACAUAAUUCGGAAGUUAAACAAGACCAGAUACCUGUGGAACACGUAACACCACAUUCUUCUGCCUCACCAUCGAUUCAGCAGGAGGCGGCAAAACAGUCACACCCUGCUAGUUCCCCACCAUUGCCACCUGUUCAAUCUGGGCCACGUAGUUGGGCACAAAUGGCAUCUAAACAACCAUCUCAGCCCGUUAUGAAUGCACAAGUGUCCAAAGGCUUGAGAAGUAAUACAAAUACUUCAGAGUAUGAUGCAUCAGACGACCAGCACAGAUCAGGUUUAAGACAGUCUGUGAAUCCAGAUGGUCCUCAAAGGAUACGCCCUAUGGGACCACGUCAACAAGGAGAUUCACGAGGUGUUUCUGAAAUGAAUUAUGCUCAUGAUAAUCGUGCUCCUGCUAGAGGGAAUACAUCUAGAGGUUCUGGUUUCGGUGGGCCUGCUCGUGGUGGAGGUAGAGGUGGUGGUGGCGGCGGUGGACGUGGUGGUAUGGGUAAUGGACCUAUGGGUCGAGGUUCUAAUAAUCCACGCAGAACAGGUUAA
Molecule: messenger RNA, 1149 nt
Organism: Trichobilharzia regenti
Lineage: Eukaryota; Metazoa; Platyhelminthes; Trematoda; Strigeidida; Schistosomatidae
Source: the annotation of a GenBank genome assembly